Molecule: messenger RNA, 2355 nt
Organism: Eutrema salsugineum
Lineage: Eukaryota; Viridiplantae; Streptophyta; Magnoliopsida; Brassicales; Brassicaceae
Exons: 10
Coding region: 1-2355 (784 amino acids)
Biological process (GO): proteolysis
Molecular function (GO): cysteine-type peptidase activity
Source: RefSeq, a predicted model, not a curated record
AUGGAAGACGGAGAACCUUCGAAUACAGGCAUGGAAGAUGGAGAAGCUUCAAAUAACCUUUCGGAAAAACUACCAAAAAGGGUCCUCGGCGAUGGUUGCUACCCCGUUGGUGCUCAGUUAAACAUAUAUUCAAAGGCCAAUGUCAUUGGCCUCCUUGUUGAGGCGUUAAAGGGUACUGAAGAUCUUGAGAAGCUACUUCAUUCCCAGUUUGGGAAGUUAUUCCAUCUACCUGUUGCAAGAUGUUGCAACAGCGCCAAACUACCUCUGAGAUAUUCGAUACGGGAGUUUAAGGAAAUCACUGGAUUGAAUUGCCAUCCCGAACCUGAUAGCACAGAAGAAGAAGAAGAAGAAGAUGUCGGAAAGACAGGAAUCUGGAAAGACCUGUUUGGAAGAGCGAGCGCUAUGAACGUUUUUGAUGUGCUAGAAAUGCUAAAGGACCCAGAUCUACCCCGAUGGAAACGGCUUCCAUUGGCCCUCACCGAGAAAUACGUUGAGAUGUUGACAGACUUGGAUAGGUUCAUGCUGUAUCCAUGGGGGAGGGUAUCCUUUAACAAAACAGUAUCUCGUUUUCAAGCUCCGAAGGCAAUCACGGAUGCCGAGAAAAGGGAGAAUCCUUUAACACGAUUGCGCCGUCAACUUAAACAGAAAACCAGUGCAUGCUAUGGCUUCCCUCUAUCACUACAACUCAUGGCCCUCCAAUCUAUACCAAUGUUGGUUUCCAAAAUUCCUCAACCUGAUAACUUGAAGACUUUCGUUGAAGAUCCCGAAGGAUGUCAAAACGUUAUCACACUAUUGCAUCUUGGGGACAUACUUGCCGUGGAAUCCGACCCUCUCUUGUCUGUGAAACAGAUGGUAGUGGAUGAUGGUGACAAUGACCAACAGAAUGAAUUGCGUUGGGGAGAUGAGGUAGAGGAUGCCAAAGUUUCAUUCAUGCAGGAACUCAUGGCCGAGGAGUACAAAUUCACACCUUCGGAUUUUGCAGUGGCAUCGACACCUAUCGUGGAUCUUAGUGAUGCAGAGGACGAGGUUACCAAUGAACAGGAACCUGAGCCAUCCACCCGACCGAAGAAGAAACUGAAAACUCAUCAAACUGAAAAACGUAAGAUGCAGAGGAAGAGAGGCAGGGGCAAGAACUCUUCUAAUCUAUCGGAAGAUGAAACCCCUCAAAGUGGACAGAUUGAAGAUCUUAAAAGACGGAUAGUAAGUCAGACUAAUUUGCUCCUUCGUAAGAUUAAGACAGAGUUGGACAAGAGAUUGGGCGUAUACCAACAGGACGAAGAAGAUAACGAUGUACACCAGUCAAAAGAAGAUGGGGAACAGGAUGACAAAGGACAGAAUCCAAAAAAAGGUGGUCAAAAACCGGAUGAAGAUGAAGACGAAGCCAAAGAUGGAGGUGAAGAAGGAGGUUAUGAUAGUGCACAGUCUAGCGUACGCCAUGAUGAUGGUGUACACCCCCAAGAUGGUACUCCAGAAGCUCCGACGAAGACCCCUGAACCUGAACAAGCCAAUUCAGGAACAACUCGUCCACGUUCUUACUUUGUCAAUCGGGAUGAAGAUCCACCUUUUGGACUCAACGAGGUGGAUGGUGGUAGAACAAAUUUGGUGUCAGGCACCUUAGUAGUCUACAAACCUCAGACUCCUCACCCAUUGAGCUACGCAUAUAAGAAAAAUGAAGCGCAGACAGAUGCACUGGAUGCACAGGCUGUGGCUAAUGAGGAGGACUCAAAUGUGGAGAAAGAUUACCAUACUGCACCUGAGGAUGCAAGUGAUGCUUCGCAGAAGACCCCUUAUCAAAAGCUCCGUACAAACCACUCGAAAAAGACCACUUCAAGCGACUUUUGCAUUGUCACUGGUCAUACUGUGAACAAUCAAUUCUUCCUACAAAUUGCGAAGCCUACUGAGUGGGUUAACACGAUGCACAUGCAAGUCAUAAUGGCCAUGCUUUGGAGAUGUAGAGGUGAAAUAUACUUGAAAGACAAGGUAGCAUUUGUAGACACCUUGUUCAUAUCCAUCAUCGGCAACUACUACAACGAUUUCAUAUCUGGAGGAAAAAAUCAGUAUGACUGGGGGAAAACCAUUCAGGGCAUUGUAUUGGGAAAACCUGCAAAGUGGGCUAAUCAACGUCAGAGGCAAAUGUUUCUACGGUUUGUGGACGUUGUAUACGUCCCGAUGAACUGGGGGUCUGAGCAUUGGGUGGGCCUUGUAAUUGACUUUAAAAUGGGCAACAUAAAGAUUUUGGACUCAUUCAUCAGUCAUAAUGAUGAAGCGGCUAUGGAGCAGUAUAUGGUUAAGGGAGAAAUAGCCAUGGACUCAUACGAAGAGUUUGUUGGGAAUCCGGCUGUUGCCAACGCUUAA